Messenger RNA from Fusarium graminearum PH-1, 1616 nucleotides. RefSeq lists its product as uncharacterized. The coding region runs from base 202 to 687 and encodes 161 amino acids. Gene Ontology annotation, molecular function: proton-transporting ATPase activity, rotational mechanism. The transcript has 5 exons. Gene Ontology annotation, biological process: proton transmembrane transport. The record is from RefSeq and is a predicted model, not a curated record. Gene Ontology annotation, cellular component: proton-transporting V-type ATPase, V0 domain. NCBI's taxonomy places the organism in Eukaryota, Fungi, Ascomycota, Sordariomycetes, Hypocreales, Nectriaceae.
CGCCAACCAGACGCCAACCUGGAAUGAGACCUUAACAAGCACACCUUACUUCGACAUCUUCGCCUUAAGCAACCGACCCGUUAUCCAACGACUUCAUCUCCCGACAAUUCAGCUCGCCUGUCGUUUCACGAACACUUCGUCUUCUCCAACACGACCUUUUUCGAUUAACACCUACUCCGUUUUCGCGUAACAACAGUCAAGAUGGUCAGCGAACUUUGCCCCGUUUACUCGCCCUUCUUCGGUGCCAUGGGCUGCACCUGCGCCAUUGUCUUCACCUGUCUCGGUGCCUCUUACGGUACCGCCAAGUCUGGUGUUGGUAUCGCCGCUAUGGGUGUCCUCCGCCCUGACUUGAUCGUCAAGAACAUUGUUCCCGUCAUUAUGGCUGGUAUCAUUGGUAUCUACGGUCUCGUCGUCUCAGUCCUUAUCUCCGAUGGUCUCAAGCAGGACUUGCCCCUGUUCACUAGCUUCAUCCAAUUCGGUGCUGGUCUUUCCGUUGGUCUCGCAGGUCUCGCUGCCGGUUUCGCCAUUGGUAUUGUCGGUGAUGCUGGUGUCCGAGGAACUGCCCAACAGCCCCGUCUCUUCGUCGGAAUGAUUCUGAUUCUCAUUUUCGCCGAAGUCCUCGGUCUCUAUGGUCUUAUUGUUGCUCUGCUCAUGAACUCCAAGGCCACCGUCGACGCUGUCUGCUAAACGGCCAACACGACACGGCCUGCUCGGAACCCAGCUUGACAAGAACCUACUCAAACACACGAGCGGUUCUGAGCCAUGGCACAAAUCAAUAAGAUCAUAUAUGGCGUUACGAAUUUCCCUGCUUCUUCAUCCAGACAUGGAUUCAAAGCAGGGAAUUGGAGACGUGGGCGCAUGGUCAGGUUCGACCUUGCAUCUGCCCUGUUUGUGCACGGAAAUGGGAUAAUGGAUUCGAGCUCUUGUUAUGUUUUUACUAGUCGGAAGAGGGGGGUGCUGUCAUGCAAUGAGAGAAUGGUUUCUGUAAAAUACUGUCAAUGCGCGUGUUUUUGUCUGGGUGGCUUCUCACAUAGACGGUGAAGGGAACUCGAUUAACCAGUGUAAGCUAUUGCUAAUUGUUCCUCGCACUGCAUCUAGUUUUGUUUAUACAAGCUGUGAAAAGUCAACACAACAUCCCAUGUGCAACGUGAGCGCUAGGAGGGCCGUCAAUGGGUAGUACUUUUUAUUCAGGCAGUUGUCACGACGGCAACACUGUCACAAGCUACGAUUGCCUUGCCAUAUAAAAUUGUGCAUUAUUGAAACAAGGUUUUGUUUAAACCAGCAACUGCCUAAUAGUAGCAAAUAUAUGCAAGCAAGUAUAAUAAUUACAAAGUCUAAGAACCCCCAAAGGAAGUCUAAUCGUUUCAAAAGUUAUUGGAGACCCAUUUUCCAACCUUCCUAAAAACCUCCUCAUAUUACAUCUCUUCGUCUCUUCAUGCGCAAAUUACUCCUUUGUUUAUCAUGUGGCGUUUGGUGCAUAAUUUCAUUGCACACUUGCCUCCUCGACAGAACACCCUCAAUGGUAACUAUAAUCAUUGAGCGACAAGAUCUGUCCUCCAGGAAUAUCUUCAACAUCCCUAACAAGGUUGUUUCCAAUGGAAAUCAUUUAGAUUACG